AGAGUGGACCAAGCCUCUAAGUAUGCUGUCUCUGAAGCUUUUUCCCUUCAAAAGUCAAGGUAUCCACAGGAGUCUUAUGGUCCCGUGACAGAUUUGGGAACCAUGGAACAGCUGCAAGAUCAUGAUGAGGUCUAUGAGGAAGCCCAAGAGCUGCUCAGGAACUGGAUGAAGUCCAAACUGCAAGUGGAGCUGAUGAGUGAUGGAGAAGAGGAUGUUGACUCUGUGCCCCUGGAGAAGCCUUCUGCAGCCCCCCUGAAGUACAACCAGUUUGAUGACUUGUGCAGCUCUCUGGAAAAUGAAUUGGAAAGUUCUUCUGUCCAAGAAUACCUAGGGCAUCUUUUGCAGAGCAAAGCUGUGAGCUGGAGGAUAGAGCAAAACCUUAGGCUUGAAGACAUCAAGGAGCAAGAAAGACUUGCAGAUCCACGAGUCAUCAUGGAGCUCAGACACAAGCAGGUGAAGGAAAAGCGAGUGAGGCGUCAGAAGGCGUUAGAACUUCAGAGACAAGCAGAAUCCCUCAAGAAACUGGAGCUGUGUGAGGCCAGGCUCAGAGCACAGGAGGAGGAGAGGAGGAAGGCUCUGCUGGCCAAGAAGGAGGAGGAGGAGAUCCGGAGGGAAAUGGUGAAGCUGAGGAAGGAAAUGGCUGAGAAGAGGCACAGCAUGGCAGAAGCCUGGAGAACGAAGGGGGAGAGAAAAGACAAAAGUCAGAAGCUGCCAAUGCAGGAGGGGUCUAUUGCUGCAUCACCAGCCCUUGUCCUGAGAGAGGAGGAGCAAGCAGAGGAGAAACAGAGAAGGGUGCAGGAGCUGCUGCACAGAAUCCACACCAAUAAACAGAAGUGCAUGCAGCAACAUUUCUCUGCUUGGCUGAAAGUCAUGCUGGAGCACAGAGUGAAAAUGGGAAAAGCCAGAGCCCUUGCUGACUGGAGGUGCCAGCUGAAGGCCCUGAGAGCCUGGAGGAACUACACUUGGGCCCAGAAGGUGGAGCAGGAGACACGACAGUUGGAAUUUCACCUCCAAGAGCAAAACAGGAAGAAACGUGUGUCUGUAGAGCACCACCAGCGCCGGCUCCUGCGCGGCUGCUUCCUGGCCUGGCGGCGCUGGAGCCGGGCGGAGACAGAGAAGAGAGAGCUGCAGCUCAGGAGGGAGGAGAUGAGGAGGAAGAUGGCACAGCUCCUGGAGGCCGUGUCACUGGGGAAGGUUAACAAGCCUGGGACAGCAGAAUUAAACCAACACCAAGAUUUGCAGCAAGGCAAGCCAACUGAAACUUGCCUCGUACAGAAUGAAGCUGAGACCAGAGACCACUCUUGUUGGGAUGCUGCUCACACAUCUGAUUCCUACAGAAAAUCCAAAUUUGCCUGGGAGAUGGCCCCAAAACACACAGCCCUGGGUGCCCAGGCUGUGUGCAGGACCCAGGGAGCCACUCUCCCCCAGCAGUCUCAGGCCCCUGGUCCAAAGAGAGCUCCUGCUCCUGGCAGCCAUGGUGAACACCCUCAUGCCUUCCAGCAACAACUGAUGGAGGAGCAGAGGCAGCAGCUUCAGAAACAGCAAAAGCUGAUCCUUGAACUGCAGGAAAAUCAGAGGUUGGGCUGUGCUAAAGAAGAGGCAGCACAAGCCAUGGCUGUAACCCAGACUGAAAACUCUGCUUCACAAACCAGGGAGGAAAAAGCAGAGAGGAAAACCCCAUCCAGGGGCAAGACCAUGACCCAGCUGAGUCCACCUGUUUCUCCUGGGCCAGAACACACAAGGGCAGGGAUACAAGGCAGGAGGCCCUCCAGCCAGCUGACCUCAGUUCACCCCCUCCUGAAAGCCAUGGAGGAGAGAGCAGCUCAGCGUGCGGAGCGGAGGCGGAGACUGGAGGAAGCCAAGCAACAAAGAGAGGAGGAGAAACUGGCCCAGCUGAAGGCUGAAGAGGAAGCACAACAGAGGAAGGAGGCUGAGGAAAAGGAAGCUCAGAAGGAAAAACGACGAGAAGAGAGAAGGCAGCAGAAACUGAAAGAGCUGGAGAAGCAGAGGAGGCUGGAGAAAGAAGAGCAGCUCCAGAAAAAGGCCAGAGAUCACUAUGAGAAGGUCCUGCUCAGAAAGCUGGGAUUGGUGCCAUGGAAAAGGCUGAGGGAGCAAGCUAAGGAGAACCUGGUGGUGGCAGAGAGGCACCACUGCAGGGGCCUGCAGAGGAGAUGCCUGGUGGCCUGGCUGCAGGAGACCCAGAGGAGCCUCAGGGAGAAGGUGGCUGGGGCUGAGGACCUCUACUCCCAGAUGCUGCUGAGACGGGGCCUCAGGAGCUGGCUCAAGUACAAGGAUUAUCUCUCCACUCUGGAGGAGAGAGCAAGUACCCUCCAUGCAGCCUGCCUGAUGAGGAAGUUCUUCUGGGCAUGGUUUGAUCUGGUCAUGGAGGAAAAAUCUACCUUGUGGGAGAAGCUGAAGAUUGCUGCUGAACACAGUAACAAGAGGCUCGUGGUGAAUGCAUUGAAGGCCUGGAGGCAGUACCCAUCACUGAUGAAGAAGGAAAGGGAGAGAGAGGAAAGGAGAAACCAGCUACGCAGGAGAGUAGCUGAAAUUCUCCCCAACUUCCAGACGUGA
Molecule: messenger RNA, 2574 nt
Organism: Merops nubicus (carmine bee-eater)
Lineage: Eukaryota; Metazoa; Chordata; Aves; Coraciiformes; Meropidae
Gene: CCDC191
Product: KIAA1407 ortholog
Molecular function (GO): phosphatase binding
Source: RefSeq, a predicted model, not a curated record